Molecule: messenger RNA, 1554 nt
Organism: Nicotiana tabacum (common tobacco)
Lineage: Eukaryota; Viridiplantae; Streptophyta; Magnoliopsida; Solanales; Solanaceae
Source: RefSeq, a predicted model, not a curated record
UUUUUAGAUUCACGAAGGAUUUAAGUUAUAUAUAUUCAUUAUUUUACUUGCCAAAAUUGGUCAGUUCUAUUAAAUAUCAAAUACCUAAAGCUACACCUCCAAAAUUUGAGAGAGAGAUAGCUGGAGAUGGGAAAGGUGAAGUUGGAAUCUCAACAAUCCAAGAACACAAAAAAUCAUUUCAGUCACCCUCACCCUUUAGAACUAAUCACUAAUCAAAACUUUGCUUCACCUUCUUCACAACUAUGUUCAGGUUGCAAGAUUCAAGCCAAUGGAUCAAUCUACACAUGCAAAUCUUGCAAUUUUUUCCUCCAUACUGAAUGUGCCCAAAUGCCUCAGCAAACCACUCAUCCAUUUGACAAAGAACAUCAUUUCACUCUCCUCCCAAAACCCAUUUACCCUGAAGGGAAUUUCAACUGUGAUGCAUGUGGGGAAAUAGGAGAUGGCUUCUCUUACCACUGCAAAACUUGUGGCACUGACCUUCACAUACUAUGUGCUAUUUUCCCACUAUGUGUCACUCACUGGUCUCAUCAUCACCAGCUUGAGCUCAAGUUUUCACCUCCUUAUCCUGAUAAAUCUUUCUGUUGUGAUAUUUGCAAGAAUGUUGGAACCAAUCACUGGCUUUAUAGAUGCCAAACUUGUGGUUUUGAUGCUCAUUUGAAUUGUACAAAGUUACAAGAUCCACCACAUCAAAGUUAUAUCCAUCAGAACCCAACUACAAGUAGGUCUGCUCCUCAGCAGCAACAUUUUAUAGGGAUAAAUCAUAUGAAUCAAGGGAUUAACCAUGGACCUGCUGUACCUCAAUUAUUCGGGCCUAGGCAGAACAAUGAAAUGUCACUCCAAGAAAUACUUAGAAAGCAAGGUGAAGAUCAACAGAAAUUGAUACAAGAAAUGUUCACGGCAGCCACUGCUCGGCAGAAUCAACUAAUACAGCAGCACAUGGCUGCUACUUCUCGGCAGAAUCAAGACAUAAACCAGCAAAUCAUGGCUGCUACUUCUCCGCAGAAUCAAGACAUAUACCAACAAAUCAUGGCUGCUAGUGUUCGGCAGAAUCAAGAAAUAAACCAGCAACUGACGCAAGCACUUAUGAAUAAUGCCUCUGCUGGUAAAGUUAAUCCUAUGCCAAAUUUAUACCAAAAUAUGAUGGGUGGAUUCAAUAACGGAGGAGCUGUAAAUGUCUUACAAGCAUUAUCAGGUGGUGGUGGAAUUGGUGGCGGCAGUGGAGGAAUGGAACUUCUGCAAUCAUUUGUGGGUGGCGGCAAUGUUGGCAUUGGUGGUUUGGAUUUGAUUGCAUUAUUUGGAAGCCUUAACUUCUGAAAAUUCUCUCAGAUAAAAAACAGUAAAAAGAAUUAGACGUUAUUUACAGCUAAUAAUAAUGAUCCCGUGAUUAACCGGGAUGUUUAGUACAUUGACUUGAGUUUAAGAACUAGCAUUAUCACCAUGCGACCAACUUACCUCCAACUAUCAAAUUGGUCAACCUGCCUAGUUUGGCAUUUUAAUUGUUCCAAGUUCCAACCAUUCCUAUUCCCUACUAAUCAAAAUUCCACUUUGAACUCU